Quercus lobata is the source of this 897-nucleotide messenger RNA. Its product is annotated as L-type lectin-domain containing receptor kinase IV.2-like. Gene Ontology annotation, molecular function: protein kinase activity; ATP binding. The record is from RefSeq and is a predicted model, not a curated record. The transcript is spliced from 2 exons. Gene Ontology annotation, biological process: protein phosphorylation. NCBI's taxonomy places the organism in Eukaryota, Viridiplantae, Streptophyta, Magnoliopsida, Fagales, Fagaceae. The coding region runs from base 1 to 897 and encodes 298 amino acids.
AUGGAGCUCAUAGAUUCAGAUACUCUGAGCUCUUCUUUGCCACAAGGGGGUUUGCAGAGAGAAACCUUAUUGGGUCUGAUGGAUUUGGGAAAGUCUACCGGGGGGGUGAUCCCUAGCACAGGGCUGGAAGUGACAAUAAAACGGGUUGCUCAGGAUUCAACUGGAGCUUUUCAUGUCCUACACAAAAUCAGAAAUGUGAAUGAGAUCUUAGAAGAGUGGGAAAUCAAAUAUGGAGCUCAUAGAUUCAGAUACUCUGAGCUCUUCUUUGCCACAAGGGGGUUUGCAGAGAGAAACCUUAUUGGGUCUGGUGGAUUUGGGAAAGUCUACCGGGGGAUGAUCCCUAGCACAGGGCUGGAAGUGGCAAUAAAACGGGUCGCUCAGGAUUCAAGUCAAGGAAUGAAAGAAUUUGUUGCAGAAAUUACAAGCAUGGGACGAUUGAGGCAUCGAAAUCUUGUGCAAUUAUAUGGGUGGUGCCAAAGGCAAGAUGAGCUCCUCCUUGUCUAUGACUAUGUCCCAUGUGGAAGCCUCGACAAACUUUUGUUUGAAAAUGACCGCCAAAAGAAGAAGAUACUCACUUGGGAGAAAAGGUACAAGAUCCUCAAUGGUGUUGCACAAGCAUUGCUAUACCUCCACGAAGAAUGUGACCAGAAAGUGGUUCACAGAGAUGUAAAGCCCAGCAAUGUUCUAAUAGAUGCAAAUCUUUAUGCAAGGCUUGGGGAUUUUGGCUUGGCAAGGAUAUAUGAACAUGGGAAUAAUUCCCAAACAACCCACAUUGUAGGUACACUAGGGUACAUGGCGCCUGAACUCACCAGGACAGGCAAGGCUACAACAAGUACAGAUGUGUACGGUUAUGGUAUAUUAAUGCUUUUAAGUAGCAUGUGGACGGAGGCAGCUUGA